Anopheles gambiae (African malaria mosquito) is the source of this 1550-nucleotide messenger RNA. Its product is annotated as seminal metalloprotease 1. The record is from RefSeq and is a predicted model, not a curated record. The coding region runs from base 608 to 1438 and encodes 276 amino acids. Gene Ontology annotation, biological process: proteolysis. The transcript has 5 exons. Gene Ontology annotation, molecular function: zinc ion binding; metalloendopeptidase activity. NCBI's taxonomy places the organism in Eukaryota, Metazoa, Arthropoda, Insecta, Diptera, Culicidae.
CUUUCAAUUCAUUCCAUUUGUCCUGUAGCAUUUGAUUCAGUAGAGUCUGCUGUUUGGUGAGAAGCUGGUCCAUCGUUUUUUCCUGCUGAAUUAUGCUACGUGUGACAGCGGCCAGUUUUUGCUCAACGAUUUCUCGAUCCUGUUUCACUGCCGCUUCCGCUUCGUUCCAUUUGUCCAGUAAAUGCUCUAGCUUCGUAAUUAUCAUCUCAAACGCAAAUACAGAAACGUGUGUAAAAUCGGGCAGAUUAUCGCUCAUGAACCCCCGAUUUGUAGCAAAAAUGUCUUCCCCCAACCUUCACUAAUCUUAUCGUUCUCCCGGGGGAUGACCUGGUAGAAUGGGGCUGCCUAAUUGCCCAUUGUAUUGCCCUGCGACGGGGAACGAAACCUUGCUAAAAUGCGUCCGUUCACGUUCGUCCAUUGACCACCCUCUAUCGGACAUCGGAUCUGUCAUCAUCGGAGGUGGACCAGAUUAGUGAUAUAAAUCAAGCUGUAUCGUGCGAUUAAGCCGUAAGAUUGCUGGAUAGGCCGUGGCAUUCGUUAGCCAUCAGUCCCGCGUAGUUGUUCAUCGUUCGCAAGCGACAACCCGUAGAACUGAGAGGAGUUCAAAAUGAGAGCUGUUUUGUUGGCGUCCAGUGCUUUGCUAGUGCUUGCAGCAUCAAUCAACUGCUUGCCGACGGGAGGAAAGGCAGUGCCCAACACUCCCGAGAAUGUGGAACGAUUGGCUCACCUCGGACCGGAUGAGCUCGCCGAGGAGCUAAGUGGUCAGUUCGAGGGUGACAUGGUGCUGGACGACGAGCAGAUGGAUAUAGUGCGCAACCGGCGCAACGGUUUGAUUGCCCAAAAUCGUCGCUGGCCAGACCGUACCGUGUACUACUACAUCCACGAGCCUGACUUCACUCAGGCACAGAUCGACCAUAUCGAGCUGGGCGUUCGGCUACUCCAGAGCCAGUCUUGCCUUCGGUUCCAUCGCGUGUCUUCCGAUGCGCCCGCCUACAUUCGCGUGAUCGGAUCCGAUUCGGGCUGCUACUCGUCGGUUGGGUACACGGGCCGCGCCCAAAACCUUAACCUGGCGCCUAGCGUCCCCGGGCAGGGUUGCUUCCGCAUCGGGACGGUGGUGCACGAGUUCCUGCACGCUCUCGGUUUCUACCAUCAGCAGAGUGCCAGCGAUCGCGACGAGUUCGUCGACAUCAUCUGGGAGAACAUCCAAACGGGCACGGAGAACAACUUCAACAUCUACAACAGCAGCGUGGUGACAGACUUCAACGUGCAGUACGACUACGGCAGCGUGAUGCACUACGGUGCAACGGCUUUCUCCGUGAACGGGCAGCGCACGAUCAUACCGAAGGAUCCGAACGCGACGAUCGGGCAGCGCAUCAGCAUGAGCGAACGGGAUAUCUCCAAGCUGAACUGGAUGUACGGUUGUCUCGGCAAGGUUUAACACUCCCAGAGGAAGUGCUGUUUCAAACGUUUCGUGAUAUCAAUGGAGAAAGACUGUUAAAGUUAAAGUAAUGGAGCAAUAAACGGUAUUCGAAAGUGAUAUUAAACUUGAA